Molecule: messenger RNA, 715 nt
Organism: Drosophila subobscura
Lineage: Eukaryota; Metazoa; Arthropoda; Insecta; Diptera; Drosophilidae
Product: eclosion hormone
Exons: 4
Coding region: 209-499 (96 amino acids)
Biological process (GO): neuropeptide signaling pathway; ecdysis, chitin-based cuticle
Molecular function (GO): ecdysis-triggering hormone activity
Source: RefSeq, a predicted model, not a curated record
UUCAAGCAAACAAACUUGUUGCCAACGUCGAUUCGACACUUUUUUGACCAGACACCAGUGCAGACAAGACCGCUGAGUCCCAGAGCCCACACCGCGCCGCCAAACAAUCAACUACCGACCAGCCAAGUCGCAAGCCAGCAAGCUCCCGGCCAUAUCCGACAGACAUCAGACACCAAGUUACUAUCAACUUAUCAACACAGCACCCACCAUGAACGCCAAGCCCUUAGUACUGUGCACCGUCGUGGUAGUUGCCCUUUCCCUGCUGCACUUCGGGGAUGCCCUGCCCUCCAUCGGUCACUAUGGCAAGCGUUUUGAUGCGAUGGGCGGCAUUGAUUUCAUUCAGGUGUGUCUCAACAACUGCGUCCAGUGCAAGACCAUGCUCGGCGACUACUUCCAGGGCCAGACCUGUGCGCUCUCCUGCCUCAAAUUCAAAGGCAAAGCCAUACCAGACUGUGAGGACAUCGCCUCAAUAGCUCCGUUCCUUAAUGCUCUCGAGUAGAGCCGGAGAGGCAUCUCUUAGCCCAGUGUGUGCUCCUGCGUGUGUGUGUGUAAUUUUAUGGCCUCUGACUCAGAUGCGGAUUUGGGUCAAUGCGCUGCUAAACACGAAACGAUCAUGGCUGCUGAUUUCGACUCGACCACAACGAUUAUGAAACUGACUUUUGCAAAAAACAAACAACUAAACCUCCAGCACGUAACCAAAGAGUUCCUAUUAAUU